AUGAAAAUUACUGUAUCGUUGAAAGGUUUUCUGUUAAUUGUAUCAAUAAUUUUAACUAUAUUUGUCUCACCAACAUCAUGUCUAAGUUGUCCACCUGGCCCAACAGCAGUUGGUAUGUGUGGAUGUUGUAAUCGCGAUGCGAAAAAAAAUGAAACUUGCCAUACAGGCGAUGCUAAUUUUAUGGUAAUGAAUCCUGGAUUUGGUAUUUGUGUACCACAAGCAGAUCUUAGUUUCCUUCCAUCAUAUUAUUUGUGUGAACGUCGACAAAAUUAUGACGAACUCAAGACAACUGCAAACCUUCUGAGUCCGCUCAAACGUAUACAAAUAAAAGCUGGUGGCUCAGCUGAAAAAUUAAAAUUAUCACAAGUAUAUGAUGAUGUUGUUGGAUUGAUUGUCAAAUGUGUCCCUGUAGCUGGUGAUUCUAAACCGUCAGCUAAUACUAAUUUCCAUUUGAUGCAAUCCAACAAUACUACAAUAGCUACUUUUAAUGGUAUAUUUAAAACACCAAUGAAAACUGUGAGUUGGACGACGUCAAAACCAAUUCAAGUAAAUCAGAUUAAUAUCGAUACAUUGUCGAACAGUAUUACUUGUACAAAUAUACAAUUACAAUAUCUUACCGCUGCUCAACCGAAACUGAAACCACCGGCUUUCAAAAAUCCAAAACUUCAAAAGUCUUCAAAAGAUUCCAAAAAACUUCAAAAAGCUUCUAAGACUUUAUAA
This is a messenger RNA of Rotaria sordida, 720 nucleotides long. The record is from the annotation of a GenBank genome assembly. Lineage: Eukaryota; Metazoa; Rotifera; Eurotatoria; Philodinida; Philodinidae.